Loa loa (African eye worm) is the source of this 4760-nucleotide messenger RNA. RefSeq lists its product as hypothetical. Bases 1 to 4578 code for a protein of 1525 amino acids. The record is from RefSeq and is a predicted model, not a curated record. Gene Ontology annotation, cellular component: nucleus; condensed chromosome. Gene Ontology annotation, molecular function: DNA polymerase binding. NCBI's taxonomy places the organism in Eukaryota, Metazoa, Nematoda, Chromadorea, Rhabditida, Onchocercidae. Gene Ontology annotation, biological process: mitotic intra-S DNA damage checkpoint signaling; interstrand cross-link repair; homologous chromosome pairing at meiosis. The transcript has 33 exons.
AUGUUUCGACGGAAGAAGGGUGGAAAUGUAUCGGUAACUGGAGAAGAUUCGAAUGGAUCACCAAUGGAUAGCUCUGAGUCUGUUCCCGCGACGCCACCUCUCAUAAAUGCACCAGCUCGAGUAUCAGCAACGGAGUAUGAUUCAUUCGAAAAUGAUUAUCCCUUAAUCGAUGAAAGGGAGUUUCGUCGAGCUCUUGAUCGAUGUUAUACGCAAUCGCAGAAUGCGAACGUAUGUAAAUUAAAUAUCAGUAAAAUACCAGCGCGAAAUGAGUUCGAGAAUUUGUUGGAAGAAGUGGGAGUUGAAAUCUGCACAGUUGGCGAUGAUGAAAUAUCAAUAUAUCUAACAAAUAGUUUUCAUGAUCUGAUAAAGAAAUUGGAUGCAUACUGCAAGGAUGACAGUAAAAGAGCAGGUUUUUUUGAUCUUUUCGAGGAAGAAAUUGUUGAAGAGGUCAAACUUAAAAUGUAUUUGUCGCCUUCCGCUACCGAAGCGGGAUAUGUGGAUACAUUUAUGCGGGCUCUGCUAAUGUCAAAAUCAUCACAAACUGUCGCAUUCGAUUUGAUACUACGAAAAAUUGAGACUUAUGCAAAAAGUGUUACUGGUGAUUGCACGAAAAGUGACUGCCUUGCACUUGCUUGUAUCGCACAGUUUCGUUAUUUGGAUACUAUAUAUGACUGCGAACGCGUUUUCAAUUCAGUUUUUGAUUGUGAUUUGGAGAGUUGGCAUUGUGCACCACGUGACGCUUUGAUACAAGUUCUACCGGAAAUCCUACCAAGUCGCAUCGUUCAGCAAGAUGCUGCAAAUAAUCUACAACAAAUGUUUCUGCGAAGAGUUCGCGACAAUUUAUUAGCCUUUCGAGUCACUAUACUCCAGACACUUCUUUUACUUCGCACUGAUGAACAGACAACAAAUGAAAUUCGUGGAAACAUGUUGCGAAAUCUAAUGGAAUUAAACAUGGAAGUUUUGCCGGAAUUGGUAACAUAUUGUUUGGGCAGUAUUCAAAGAAGUGAGAAAUUUGCCUUCCGGAACAUUCUCUGCAGUCUUCGAACACAUCUGCAGAUAGAAAACUUAAAAAGUACAGAAAUGGGAACCAGUAAGAAAACAGUUGGCCAAGUGCUAACGGAAAUUUUCGAAAUAAUAUUAAAGAAGAUGAAAACCAGUGAUGGCUGUUACUGGAAAGAUGCAAUAGCUACGUUGACCACCGAAAAACAGGAGCAAAAUGAUGGGAGCGACGAAAGAAGUGAUAUUGCCGAACCUAAGGAGGAUCUUGUUCCAGUUGCGAAAAAGGUGCCGGUUCUUUUUGAUGUUUUAUUUUAUUUUGCGUUGAUGGAUGUGAGUAACUGGAACCGUAUAAUCCAUAGUAUCUUCAAACAACAGAUUUUAUGCGGUCAUCAUUUUCAAUUGGAGCAACUCAUUACAUUGGCUUUUGAAUAUACUGAGUUUACUCAACACUUUUUCCGCCCAAUCUGUAAUUUUUUCGAAAUUCUGAUGUGGUCUCCGGCGCCAAUUUAUAUGCAUUUUGGAGCCCAUGGAUACAAAACUCUGUUUAUAAAACUUCCAUCAGCGCAAUCAGCGGUCUUCAAUCAUAUUAUUCAACAUUUGAAUGGAACAGAAGAAGAAAUCACCACCACGCUUUCAAUGUUGCAGGAUAUUGCAGAAAAUCACAAUGAAGAACUUGCAAAGUUCUCUCUUGUUCUUAGUAAAAAAAUACCGUGUUUGAUCAAUUUUUCAUUCGACAAUGUAUGUCGGUUUUUUAAUAUAUUGCUUUCGGUGGAGCGAACCGCCGAACAGUCUCAAAUUACAGAAAAACAUAAAGGAUUGGAUUUUGAAAUUGAACAAAUGAUAUCCUCGUCUUCGAUAAAAGAAAAAGUAUGGGGGGUUCUUGGUGUGUUGAUGCAGCUGCAGCAGUAUCUUAUGAAUAACAGAUUAAAUGCCGAAGAUCGUGAAAAGAUGCUCAAGCAAAAGUUAACAUUACUGGAUGAACGAACAAAACAUAGCGCCUAUUUGCGCACUUGUUUCUAUCAACAUUUUGCAAGGAUCCUGAAUAUGAGUACUGGAGUUGGACACAGCACUGUUUUGGUUGUCUGGGCUGAAAGACUGUGUUUGGAAUUCAGACGGAAUUACUUAACACGAUGUGAACGAAAUUCUACACAGUGCCGCUUGGAGGAUGAACGCUAUAGCAAUUCAUUACAUAACGAAUGGCUUUGUUUAAGCGAGUUGGUGAAACAUUCCUCGAAAAUACCCGAUUCAGAAAGUGGGAUUUUUGAACCAAUUGCUCAUUUCCAACUUCUUUUAGCGCUCACUAAGUUGAAGUAUUUAUGGGCCAACAAACAACACAAUGAUGGUUUUCUUGUGGAACUUCGCUUUAUAUUAGAAGCGAAUAUUUCAAUGGUUGAAGUCAACCUGGAAACGAAAGACAAACAGAGCAGAAUUACAAAUUGUGACAUUUUCUUUUUCUGUAUUCAGUGGAUCCGUCUGAUGCUAAAUACGUUUACUGUAAGCAGCAAUAGGAUAUGCGAGACGGAUAUAGAAGAUAUCCAUGCUAUAUUACGCAAAAAAUUUGCAUUAAUGAUGGAGUGCCAGAAAAGCCUGAAGUACACCAUUCAAAAAAUCGGAGAAUAUAGGAUGCCACGUGUGUUGGGUUUUGAACAAACCGAAUUAAUAGUGUUUUACGAUAUUCCUAAAAAACCAUCGUCCAAAAAACGGAAAAAUACAGUCAGUGAUGAAAGAGAAAUUAAUGAAAGUGAAAAUGGAACAAAAUAUAUGGAUGACGAAGAGAACAAGUUAAAUGAAACGGAGGAUCAGGAAAACAGGAAAGGUUUACAAAGGGAUGCCACUCAAACGGAGAUUAACAAAGCUAAAAUUGUCGAAAUUGAACAACUCAGACGGACGAUGACUAAAAAUUUGGGCCGACAGAGGCUAGUUGCCGAGUCCCAGUUGUUAUCUUUUUUCAUGCCACUUAGUUUUGCUGCUGUCAUUCAUUUGAUUGAACUGUUGCCAAAGAAGAGAAAACAAACAACGUUUUUACUAGAAGCUUUGGGCAAGCUGUUAGAAGAACUUUUACCUAAAAGGGACAAGAACAAAAAAAUAUCUUUCUUAUUGGCAGCCCGAAAAACUACCACAAAAAAAUUUUUGGAGAGUGGAAAUCCAAAGAUAAUUUGGCAUUCAGUUCAGUCCGUUAUCUCAACCUUAUUCGUUAUUUUACAUGGUGCAGUGGACUAUUUCAAAAGUCUUCAAGAUACAUCCGUCGUCUUCGAUGUUACCAAACGCUCCUAUUACGUUGACAUGAGCGCUCUCAUGCAUUCGUCACUGGUCGUUUUCUAUAAUAUAUUUUCAUCCCAAGACUUUAUGAAAGUAUCCAGAGAUGAUUCAGAAGAGGAAGGGCGAUCUCAUCAUUUAAAAAUCGAACGUCGAAAAUCGGUUAUGGAGAACUUGGAAAGAACGAUGAUUGAUGUUGGAGUUGUUGAGGAUACACGGGGGGUGGAUGACAUAGAGGACAUUGUUUCGAGCUACUUUAUAAGUAUUUCCGAGAUCGUCCCUACACUGGAUUGUGCUGUUUCUUUACUUCAGUUACUUUCCUGUGAUUUCACUAACACACGACAGAAACCUAAAGUUGCAAAAUCAGCACUUGCGUACUUGAAAAGAGAAUGGUCUGAUGUAGAAGAAAAACCAGUGAGAGGUGCAUCACUUAAUCAAGCGGUUGCAAACAUUUUGAGGAUGUAUCUUUCAUUUCGGGAACAAAAUGACCGGCUUUCUGCGAUCCAGUGGAUGUUAGCAAACAAAAUAUCUGAAUUAGUCCCAGAAGACGAACGGCGACGAAGUAAGAUUUCAUCCCUGGAACCGUGUCGCGACAAGGAUUUAAAUGAGGAUGAAGGAUCUCUUUUUACCUGUUUUAGCAAAGUUACUUUUGCUUCCAUUUAUAAAGUUUUAUUCUGUUCACUGAAUGAAACUAUCAGGAAUGUUUUGUCAUUGCAAAUGAUUGAGAAGGGCAAAUUACAGCAGGAUGAAUGCUUUGCAUUUUGGAAGAUUGCUGCUAGUAGUUUCUGUUUAUUAACUCUGCUGAUCCGUGUAAAGGAGCUGCGAAAUGCUAGUGUGCUAUUGACUGCUGCACGUGAAGGACGUUCAUUCUUACAAAAUUUUGUCGUUAAAAGUUCUUUCAUGUAUCUGCUGUCAGACGAAUCGAGGUUUGCGAGAUAUGGUGCAGAAGCAAAUGCGAUUUUGAAGACGGUACAAAUUGGUAAUCGUUCAUUACAGAAUAUGAGUGCUCAUGCGAAGAGCACCAAAUGUAAGUCAUUGUUAAAAUUGCUACCUCAGCUAAGGGCCACGUCGGAGCAGUUUAUUAGAGCAGUUCAUCAGCUGAUGAUUGGUGUUGACUGCGACAGUGCAUUUCAAAUUGGAUUGUUGAAGAGCAGGAAUUUAGAUGGUGAUGAACUAAAAGAAGUAGAAGUGGAAGAAGGUUCCGCCGCUGACGAUUCACAAGAGAGACUAAUAACUGAUGAAAACGGAAACGGUGAUGUAGAGCUUAUAGAGGAACAAAACGAUGUAGACAUGGAUCUAGAUGACGACAGUUCUGUUUUCUAGAUUUCUUUUAACGGAUAUACCAGGCUGUUUUGUUUUUGUGUAUAUUGAAUGAAUUUUCAUGUUUUACUGUUACCACUGUUCUUUGAUGAAUUAUUAUAUAUCCCUUGUGAAUGGAAUGAAUAGUCUGCACAACAAUCUUUAAAACUUCACAAAUGAAGGAAAUAAUUCUUUUUAAAAUAAAC